Molecule: messenger RNA, 3194 nt
Organism: Hypoxylon fragiforme
Lineage: Eukaryota; Fungi; Ascomycota; Sordariomycetes; Xylariales; Hypoxylaceae
Product: chloride channel
Exons: 3
Coding region: 290-2920 (876 amino acids)
Biological process (GO): transmembrane transport; chloride transport
Cellular component (GO): membrane; Golgi apparatus; early endosome
Molecular function (GO): voltage-gated chloride channel activity
Source: RefSeq, a predicted model, not a curated record
AUAUCAUUGGAUUUUGAUCCAAAUUAUUGAGCCUCCGGAUCACCCGAUUACAUUGAUAUCUACAACUACCUGACCUAGGUACCUACUACUGAAUGCUGUGCGCCUAUGCCAUCGAAAACGAAUUUGUGAGGUUAUCUUCAGCCUGCCUAUGCCAGUAGCUGCCCACCAUCUUGAUCAUCUUUUGCCUUUUUGAUACUCCAAGUCACCUCAUACUUGGUAUUACGCACCUCGCAGCAUCCUUCCUUUCCCCCAACCAGUACCCGUCUUAAAUCCGCAACUACUGCCCACCAUGGCCGAUAACUCUUCUUACGAUACCAUACCACCCUCCCAGGCGUCUAAUCUAUCCGUCCCAGCGUCUCCAACACACCAACGCCACCAAUCUAGAAGAAGUAGGCGGCAUUCGAUACCUGAUACCCCAGAUGAAAAUACCGCUCUUCUUCGUCCCUCGCGCUCCCGCGUACGCAUUCAGAGUCCUGUAGGAACCCCAAGAGGCUACCUAUCAAGGAACCAUAGCUUUGCCGGAGCAUCUCACGUCUCGCGCUUCCACAAUCGACAUGAGUCUUGGGGCCAACGUUUGAUCCAGGCCAUAUCUGAUCAUCCAGAUCCAAUGUCUGAGUCAAAGGGUUCCAUUCUUGCCGACGAUCGGAUAUGGUAUGAUCAGUUCACCUCCACCGACUGGGUACACGAUAGCAUCGCCGAUGCCUACCGAGUCAAGCAAUUACGGAGCCGGAAGGACUUCUGGGGUAGGGCGAGGGUUAUAUUUGAUGGUGCUCAGGGCUGGAUAUUGAGCGCCGUGGUGGGAGUCCUAGUAGCCUUGCUAGCCUACUGCGUAGAUGUAGCAGAGACAACCAUUUUCGACUACAAGGAUGGCUAUUGCGCAAAAGGGUGGUACCUCAGAGAAAAGAGAUGUUGCCCUCAUGGGCCAUGUACCGAUUGGCGAUCCUGGUCCGAGGUUCUAGGAGGCCAUCCCUUUGGCAAUGUUGGAACAGAUUUUGGGAUUUAUAUAAUCGCUGUCCUUGUUCUUUCGGUGCUGGCAUGCUUACUUGCGCUCACAACUAAGACAGUAGUCCCUUCUGCUUACCGAAUGUCAACAUUCGAUGAGAACCUAGCUGCCGACUAUUCCCAAGAGCCAGAUGACAACGAGAACGACGACGAUGAGAACAUCAGUCCCAGAGGGACACGUAGAAAUACUUUCGAUCCUCCACCUCCGAUGGUGUACUAUUCCGCCGCUGGGAGUGGUGUGGCUGAAGUUCGUGUCAUACUUAGUGGGUUUGUUUUACACGGCUUUCUCGGUCUCAAGACUCUUAUCAUCAAAACGGUCGGGUUGAUCCUAAGUGUUGCCUCGGGUCUGAGUCUGGGUAAAGAGGGACCUUACGUUCAUAUUGCAACAUGCAUUGGUAACAUCUGUUGCCGAAUAUUCUCCAAGUAUGAUCGCAAUGAUGCUAAGAGGCGCGAGGUUUUGUCUGCUGCGGCGGCAGCAGGUGUUGUCGUGGCUUUUGGGGCUCCUCUUGGUGGUGUUCUCUUCGGUCUCGAAGAGGUCGCUUACUACUUUCCAGCCAAGACCCUUUUUCGAACUUUUUUCUGCUGCAUCGUGGCAGCCCUAUCUUUGAAGUUUCUUGAUCCAUAUGGCACCGACAAGAUUGUCAUGUUUGAAGUUCGGUAUAAAAUUGACUGGGAGUGGUUUGAAAUGUUCGGGUUCGUUCUAGUAGGUGUACUAGGGGGCAUUACCGGUGCUUUGUUCAUCAAAGCAUCGCGUCGAUGGGCUCUCUCUUUUCGCAAGAUCCCUGCUAUUAAGAACCAUCCACUUCUCGAGGUUGUUCUGGUGGCCUUGGUAACUGGACUUGUUGGCUACUGGAAUAUCCUGACCAAGCUUCCAGUGGCUAAACUCCUGUUGAAUCUCGCAGCACCGUGCAACGACGAUAAUAAGGACGACGAAUUAGGCCUCUGCCCAUCCAGUAUUGACGAAAUACCUGGUAUACUUCGAACAUUGCUCAUCGCUUUUAUCAUAAAAGGCUCUUUGACAAUUAUCACCUUUGGCAUAAAGGUUCCUGCGGGUAUAUACGUACCAUCCAUGGUUGUUGGUGGUCUCAUGGGCAGAAUCGUCGGCCAUGUUGUUCAAUGGAUAGUGCUUCGCUUCCCACACUGGGGCAUUUGGGGAACCUGCCCUCUCCUUCAAGAAUCCACAUGCGUCCAACCGGGAGUGUACGGGCUCAUUGCUGCGGGCUCGACGAUGUGCGGCGUCACGAGAUUAUCCGUCACCCUUGCCGUCAUUCUCUUCGAGCUUACAGGAAGCCUGGAUUAUGUGUUGCCAUUUUCUUUAGCUAUACUCGUCGCCAAGUGGACGGCGGAUGCAUUGGAGCCGCUCAGCAUCUACGAUUUGCUCACCAACAUGAAUGCUUAUCCGUUCCUAGACAACAAGCAUAAGCCAAUUUUCACUUCGGAAUUUGCCGAAAUAGUCUCUCGAGUUCGUCGUGAGCGAGUUAUCGACAUCACAGAGUCGCCCCUUGUUGCAGCCACCAAACUUCGUUCACAGCUUGAGCUUUUGCAUCGAGCUGGAGAGUUGGAUGGCGGACUACCGAUAGUCAGAGACGACAUCCUUGUUGGCUUAAUACCAGCCCCAGAUUUAGAAUACGCUUUGGAUCAGCUCGAUAAUGAAAGUACCGACCUCUGUCUCAUGGCAAACGUACCGAACAUCGAUGACGAGGAGCUUCCGGAGCGGGACCCGACUAAUUUCACACCCUACAUUGAUCCAGCUCCUGUUGCUCUAGACAUUAUGUCCCCGAUGGACCUAGUGUAUGAGUGCUUUGCUAAGCUUGGGUUACGGUAUAUAUGCGCUCUGAGAAAUGGGCGUUAUGCUGGGAUGACUCAUAAAAAGAGAUUUGUGAAAUACAUGCGUGAACUUGAGGAGAAGGAACAUUAGCUCUAGAAUUGGAGUGUUUUUUAUUUUAUUUUAUUUUAUUUCAUGGGAUACCAAUAUGUAUAGUAGAGGUCGUUUUGAUGCGCCUCGGGUAGGUACAUAUGAUAUGACGCAAACGCGGCGUCAACGCUACAUUAUCGUGAGCAUUUCGGCAUGGUUGCAUAGCCUGGAUUUUUGGAUGGCAUUGUUACAUUCUCGAUAAGUAUUUGCUAACUAAUUUAGGUAGAUAGUUCAGUCAAUGAAUCUGAGAAGAGGUCAGAGACGACGUAUAUUGCAC